This is a messenger RNA of Fusarium redolens, 588 nucleotides long. RefSeq lists its product as uncharacterized. The record is from RefSeq and is a predicted model, not a curated record. NCBI's taxonomy places the organism in Eukaryota, Fungi, Ascomycota, Sordariomycetes, Hypocreales, Nectriaceae. Bases 1 to 588 code for a protein of 195 amino acids. The transcript has a single exon.
AUGAACAGCCCGCUCCACCUCAUCGACAGCUUGCUGGACCUUAUCAAGAGCUCGGUCACCACAACUAUUGGAUGUCAAGGACAACCUCUUGAUCGCUAUCCUCUUCACCAGCACCAUGGCGGUUACUACAACGAGCCGCAUCCUCUCGAUCGCCAUGCUCGUGACCAGUACCUUGGUUAUUACUAUGACGAGCAGCGUCACCACGACCACUAUCCUCGUGGACGAUUUCCCGGAGACUAUCGUGGGAUGCAGCAUCGUAGUCGCUCUCCUCAACGGUACCGUGGUGGUUACUAUGGCGAUCAACGUCCUCAUAACCCCCCCUCCCCACGCAAUGUUCCGGACAAUGGUGCUCCUGCUGGCCAAAAUGCUGUUGGCAAUGCUCCCCUUGGCAAUGGCGCUAUUCCCGGCCACGACUCUCCUCCUGGCAAUCGCCAUCAUGACCUCCCAGGGUACACGGAGCCGGGGCUUACCCAAGAUUGUGUUUUGAGAGAUGUACAUGUGGCUGCCAGUCGGCCUGCUGGUCAACAAGCCAAGAGGCAUAUGCACUUGACAUCCGAUGAGAACCUCAGACUCUUUAUGACCUUCUAA